CAACCCGGACGUUGCCUCAAUCAGUUUGGACCGCAAAACCCGGAAGUGAAGCCUUGUUAGUUUAGAAUCAGUUCCUUUGCGGAAGAAGUGAGGCUGCGGCGAUGAAAGCUGUACUUGCUAGAGGCAUUUUCUAAUCAGAAGUCGCAUAACUGUGAUACCGAUCCAGAGAGGAAGAGUUCAGUCUAGAAUAUCGGGAUUACUGAGAAUGGAGGAUGGAAUGGAGGACAAGAGUCACGUCGCUGAGAGGCUAUUAAAUAUCACUUUGGAGGUCAUCUACCUGAUGACUGGGGAGCAUUAUGUAGUCACAAAGAAGUCUGCUGAGUCUGUGACAUCCAACAGUCACCUAUUUGGGUCAGGAGAGCUGGGCAGGACCCAGAGCCCCAUCACGGUGCCUCCACCUCACUCACUGAUACAUGAGAGAGACAAUGAGCAGAAGAUCCUGGAACUCACCAACAAGAUCAUUCAGCUGCUGACUGGAGAGGUGUAUUCACAAGGACACAGGAAUCUGUACAAGGACCUCGUGGGGGAGAAUCUUGAAGUCCUCAAUCUGCAGGUUACAUCAGAAAACAGAUUUCAUGCCACAAUUUCUUCACCAGCUGAAGAUGUAAGGGAUGUCAAAUGUACCCAGAAAGCAACGUUCUUAAAUGCAAAUACUAAGAAUCCAGAUGAGAACUCAACUAAUCAUGAAGUGGGAGGUCACAGAGAUAAUAUAGAAAAUAUAUUUCCUCAUAUUAGGGUUGAAUCCAGCCCAUGUGGAGUAAAGGAUAUCUGUUCUUCAACAGAUCAGACACAAGUAGAAUAUACAUGUAUUAAAAUUGAGGAAUCAGACUCAUGUGAUGGAGACAACCUCACAGAUACUGAUAAUUAUACACCUACAUAUCAUACACCGUAUUCAUCUACUCAUAUUAAGGAGGAACCCGUCUCAUGUGAUGGAGGAGACCUCACACACCCUGACAAUUAUGGAUCCACAGGUCAUACACAGUAUACAUCUACUCAUAGUAAGGAGGAACCAGCCUUAUGUGAUGGAGGAAACCUCACAGAUACUGGCAUGUAUACACCCAUAGGUCAUACACAGUAUACAUCUACUCAUAUUAAGGAGGAACCAGUCUCAUGUGAUGGAGGAGACCUCACACACACUGACAUGUAUACACCCACAGGUCAUAUACAGUAUACAUCUACUCAUAUUAAGGAGGAACCAGCCUCAUGUGAUGGAGGAGACCUCACACACACUGACAUGUAUACACCCACAGGUCAUACACAGUAUACAUGUACUCAUAUUAAAGAGGAACCAUCCUCAUGUGAUGGAGGAGACCUCACACACACUGACAUGUAUACACCCGCAGGUCAUACACAGUAUACAUCUACUCAUAUUAAGGAGGAUCCAGCCUCAUGUGACGGAGGAAACCCCACAGACACUGACAUGGAUACAUCCACAGAUCAUGCACAGUAUAUAGUUGCUCAUAUUAAGGAGGAAUGUGUCUCAUGUGAUGGAGGAAACCUCACAGACACUGGCUCAAACCCUGUGUCUCUCACCCUAACACCCUCCCCAGUCUCGGACUCCUCUACCCCAUGUGUCUCUCAGCCUCACCCCCCUGUGGCUGUCAACAUCCAUCUUGUGUCUAUCAACAUCUAUCCUCCAGUCUCCAUGCCCCGUCAGCCAGAUAAUACACAGAAUACAUCUAUCGAUGAUAAGGAGGAACCAAUGUCAAGUGAUGAAGGAGACAUCACAGACACUGACCUGUAUACACCCACAAAUCACACGCAGUAUACAUCUACUCAUGCUAAGGAGGAAAACCAGUCAGAAGACCAACAGUUUGUUUGUUUGUAUUGUCUGAGAGUUUUUUCAAGAGCUUCAAAUCUUGUCCGACAUGUGAAUCUCCACAGUAGGGAAAGCCCUUUUGUGUGCACUGACUGUGGGAAAAGCUUUGACGGUAGCAGAAAGCUCUUGAUACACCAGAAGAGUCACAGCGGAGAAAACGCCUGUCCGGACUGUGGGAAAUGUUUUCCAAAGAGCUCAGAGCUAGCCAGACACCUGACAAUCCACUCCGGAGAGCAGCCAUAUUGCUGUUCAAAGUGCGGGGAAAAAUUUAACACGAGCACAGGUCUCAAUAUGCACCAGGGAAUCCAGACUGGGGCUGACUCCUGUUCGGAACAUGGAAAAUGUUCUGUGCAAAGGAGCACUCGGAAUAACCACCUGAGAACUCGUGCGGGUCAGAAACCAUUUUCAUGCAUCCAAUGCGGAAAAUUAUUUGUCAGCUACGCCAAUUACAUUGUCCACCGGAGACUUCAUGCAGGAGAAAAGCCACACCGACUCUCCGAAUGCGGCAAAUGUUGUCGACGUAGGAGCAACCUGAGUAGGCAUCUUGAAACAUCACAGAUGGGAGAAGGAAAUUGCUGACCAAUGUUGUAAAGCAUGAGGGGCCUCCUAACCAAAUUUGGCUGCUGUGUGGGAAGGGGGACCCGACAAUGCGGUACGUCUCCUGCGGCCUUCUGUACUCCUGAUUAUACUAGAUUACAGGAAGUAGAGGAAGCACCACCGUAGCAGCGCGUGUGGCAGCUAUGCAACCCCACCCUCACUUCAGGAGCCCCGACCACCACAGUAGCUUCACCACUGUAAGACGGUCUUCAAACCAUUUCACCUCAAGUUAUCCAGUGCAAAUCUCUUAUGAUACCUGUGGGGAUUUUGCAAAAUGUGGACUGUUUUGAAAACGCCUAUAAUGAAUUUUCAUGUACGUUAUGUAUUUAAAAAAAACCUAAAAAAAAUAAAGACUUUGAUAUUUUUCAGUGA
Pseudophryne corroboree (corroboree frog) is the source of this 2788-nucleotide messenger RNA. Its product is annotated as oocyte zinc finger protein XlCOF8.4-like. Gene Ontology annotation, cellular component: nucleoplasm. The transcript has 5 exons. Gene Ontology annotation, biological process: regulation of transcription by RNA polymerase II. Gene Ontology annotation, molecular function: DNA-binding transcription repressor activity, RNA polymerase II-specific; RNA polymerase II cis-regulatory region sequence-specific DNA binding. Bases 206 to 2398 code for a protein of 730 amino acids. Lineage: Eukaryota; Metazoa; Chordata; Amphibia; Anura; Myobatrachidae. The record is from RefSeq and is a predicted model, not a curated record.